AUGUCGGAAGCAAACGUUGAAGUUGUUCGUUUUGGAACCACUGACUAUGUGAUGCUGGGCAUCAUGCUCGUUGUCUCCAUGGCAAUUGGGAUGUUCUUUGCCGUGUCUGGAAACCAGCAAAAGACUAAGAUUGACUACCUCUUAGGGAGUCGACGUUUGGGCGCCAUUCCCGUGUGCUUGUCUCUGUUUGCCACCUUCCAGUCCGCCAUUGCCCUUCUGGGGACUCCAGCUGAGAUCUACACGUAUGGCACGAUGUACGCCUACAUAACGAUCGCAAUGUGUGCCGCAUAUGGCGUAGGCGCGGUCACCCUUAUACCGCUCAUCUAUCCACUCAAGAUCACCAGUAUCUAUGAGUACUUGGAACUACGUUACGAUUCCCUCGCAGUCCGGCGCUUUGGAACUCUAAUUGGCAUCUUGUCCAGU
This is a messenger RNA of Aplysia californica (California sea hare), 423 nucleotides long. RefSeq names its product sodium-coupled monocarboxylate transporter 1-like. The annotation marks the transcript as partial. Gene Ontology annotation, cellular component: membrane. The record is from RefSeq and is a predicted model, not a curated record. Lineage: Eukaryota; Metazoa; Mollusca; Gastropoda; Aplysiida; Aplysiidae. The transcript has 3 exons. Gene Ontology annotation, biological process: transmembrane transport; sodium ion transport. Gene Ontology annotation, molecular function: symporter activity.